This is a messenger RNA of Juglans microcarpa x Juglans regia, 3113 nucleotides long. Its product is annotated as WD repeat-containing protein 44. Bases 125 to 2920 code for a protein of 931 amino acids. Gene Ontology annotation, molecular function: protein binding. The record is from RefSeq and is a predicted model, not a curated record. The transcript has 8 exons. Lineage: Eukaryota; Viridiplantae; Streptophyta; Magnoliopsida; Fagales; Juglandaceae.
GUAACUAACUACGUACCUUCCCCCUCCUUUUUCUCUCUUUCAUGCUUCCUCCUGGAGCUAAGUCCCAAUUCCUUCUCCUUUCCUCACGUUGCUGCAGACUUACCAUUUUACGAAUGCACCAAAAAUGGAACCCAAACGAACCAUGACGAUGAACUGGGAUGGCCUCGGCGACGACGGUGACGAAGAUGCCGACCGCUUCCUUGAGUCCAAUGAUCGCAUUUCCUCCGCCGUUUCCCUCGACCUUGCCUCCUCCUCCGAUGACGAAGACUUCGACGAAACUCGUACAUCCUUCGCCUCUGCUGUCUCUUCUCUUCGCUCUGCCAAAUUUAGAAACUCGAUCAUCUCCGACUCCGCUGCUCCUGAUCUCAACUAUGAUAUCUGGAUGGCUACGCCUGGUUCCAUCAAUGAACGCCGCAAGCGCCUCCUCCAAGGAAUGGGCUUGGCCACGACCGGGAUAACAAGAAAGACUUCCUUAGCUUUAAACGUGUUAGAUCAACUGAAACAAGUCGAGCCUCUGCAUUCUCAUUCUCGUUCUCCUUCACCCUCAGAUACGCCUUCGCCUUCGCCUUCGCAUUUACCGAUCGUUCUAGUUCGGUCACGAUCCGACGGGGACAUUGAGAUGUUGUCAAUACCGAAACGGAGGAAAGAGGACCUAAUCGGUAAAACAUCGAAGCAACGGCUCACACGAACCUAUUCGAUGAUAUUAGCGCAACAUGCUCGAAUAUGUCCUACGUAUCUGGAUGCCAUCAGAAUAUCGCCAAAAGAAGCUGGACAAGUCUCCUCCAGACAACCAAUUCGGCAUAGCGGCACCCUGUCGCAGAGCUGUUUCGGGGCUUUCUUUCUAAUCAAGAACUUGGAUACGGGGAAAGAGUUCAUCGUGAGUGAAUAUGGGGAAGAUGGGAUGUGGAACAAGCUCAGUGACCUUCAGACUGGAAAGAAGUUGACAAUGGAAGAAUUCGAGAAAUGCGUCGGGUAUUCUCCGGUGGUGAAGGAGCUAAUGCGUCGAGAGAACGUGUCAUCGAGAAAUCUGAAUAGUAUCGAUGGGAAUGAAAUCGACAGAAAAGUGGGCGUGAAUUCGUAUUUCUCGAAGAGUUUGAGAAUGAGCAAGAAAGGAGGGGCUGCUCUGUUGAAGAACGUGAAGGGUUUGGCUAACUCGAUGAGUGGAGUACUAAUUGGUGAAAAGGAGAGGGAGAUUUCACAACUUCCAUCGGCGCCAGUGCUGGAGCAGAAACUGGGAAAGAAUUCUAACUCCUCAAAAUGGAUAAAAGCCCAGCAAAGUGGCAAGUCGUGCAAGGAGCUCUCCGCUCUGCAUUUGUGCCAAGAAAUUCAGGCUCAUGAGGGGUCGAUUUGGACUAUCAAGUUUAGCCACGAUGCGCGGUUUCUUGCAAGUGCAGGAGAGGACCGUGUAAUUCAUGUGUGGGAAGUGCAGGAAUGCGAGGUCAUGCCUGUGAGGCUAGGUGAGGAAAUUGGAUAUACGACCCCGCUUCAUCAUUCCUUGUCUGCUUCUGGAGAAAGACCUAAUCCAACUCUUGGUGAGGCUAUGUCAUUGCCAUCAGAGAAGAAGAAAAAGGGAAAGUCUAGCUCCAGAAAAGGGAACUCCAUACCCGACUAUGUUCACGUGCCAGAAAGCAUGUUUUCGCUUUUGGAGAAGCCUGUCUGUUCUUUCCAAGGUCAUCAGGAUGAUGUUUUGGACUUGUCCUGGUCUAAAUCUCAGCUGUUGCUUUCAUCUUCAAUGGACAAAACUGUUAGGUUAUGGGAUUUGGAAACCAAGAGCUGUCUAAAGUUGUUUGCCCACAAAGAUUAUGUAACUUGCAUACAGUUCAAUCCGAUAGAUGACACUUAUUUCAUCAGUGGCUCACUUGAUGCAAAAGUUCGAAUAUGGAGCGUACCCGAUCGACAAGUUGUGGAUUGGAUUGACUUCCAUGAAAUGGUCACUGCUGCAUCUUACACCCCUGACGGCCAGGGUGCCAUAAUUGGUUCACACAAAGGAACUAUUCGCACAUAUAGCACAGAAGGUUGCAAAUUAGAUCAAAUAAGCCAGAUUGAUAUUCAAACAAAGAAGAAAUCUCAGGCUAAGAAGAUCACUGGCUUUCAGUUUGCCCCAGGAAAUCCAUCUGAAGUGCUGGUUACUUCAGCUGAUUCCCGGAUUCGAGUUUUGGCUGCAUCAGAUGUCACUCAUAAGUUCAGAGGUUUCCGAAAUACUAGUAGCCAAAUUGCAGCCUCUUUUUGUCAGCGUGGGAAAUAUAUAAUCAGUGCAAGUGAAGAUUCCCAAGUUUAUGUUUGGAAGCAUGAAGAGCCCCGAAAUGGAUCAGGCAUGGGAAAAAACAAGAGCUUAAUCACCACCCAUUCACACGAGCAUUUCCAGUGUAAGGAUGUUUCUGUAGCAAUCCCAUGGCUUGGCACCAUAAAGGGUGAACCACAAGCCAUGCCAACACAAUCAAAAAGGCAGUCCAAACGCUACCCCACACAACCAACUUCAAUUAAUGGGUCGCCAACCAGAGAAGACAACCUUAUAGCCAACAGUAAAAGACAGUUGCCACCACUUCCCAAGAAAAGCACCAAUAACAACAAUCUAGAGAGUGCUUCAACACCCCAAGAAGAUGUCGGCCUUGCUCUAGUUUCUCAAACAGAUCAAUCUGGGAUCGGAGAGUCAUUCAAUUCGGUUUCGAGCUCAGGUAGAUAUGGUGAUUCACCCUCUAUUUUGACUGCUAGGAAUCCAUCAGCAUCAUCUUCAUCUUGGUCUUCUUCUCGGUCUUGGUUUGAUGUUGGCAAUAACCAUGUCGCCCAUACCAUCCAACCAACAGCAUGGGGCUUGGUAAUUGUCACUGCCAGUCUAGGAGGUGAAAUCAGGGCAUACCAGAACUUUGGAUUGCCGCAUAGGAUUGGCCGCCAAACCAAUCUCUUCGGAAGCCCCACAUGAGUUGAUUUCUGUUGAUGAAGAUAGAAUUAAUAUUCUUUUCUUGACAAAACUUCAGCAUACAAUAUGAAUUAUAUACCUAAGAAUAUAGUUCUUUGAUGUGGAAUUAGUUGCCCAUUUUCCAUAAAUUCAAAAUGCAGGAAUGGUACUAGUUCACAUUGUAAUUAAUGCCAAAAGUUUGUCGCACGAAUAUUUG